AUUUCUGAUUUUAAUAUUUUCCCCAAAUUCAGAGAGGCAAAUAAUCUCUUGACCACUGGGCUUUAUGAUAGGCUGAGAAUCAAACCACACCCUUAACCAAAUUUUCCAGUUCCACUGCUUUUGUACUGUUUUUGCUCGAGUCUCAUGCUCAUUCGAUUUUUUUCCCCUUGAUUACACAUAUUGUGCAAAUUGUCUUCAUUACUUGCAAAAUUUGAGCACUUUACGGGCAUUUGCAGUCAGCUUGAGGUUUCCUGCCACGUUACUGAUGUCACAAAGCUUUUUUCCAGAACUCACUCAAGUAUAAAGAGACAGGGGGAUACCUCCACAGUUAUUAUUACAUGACACAAUGAUUAUCACACUUAUUAGAAUCUUUAUAAUAUUUAUCCCGCUGGGAUUCGCUCUGCGUGUGUCUCAGCCUUAUCGUGUGGUAGGAAAAGAGGGAGAAGUGGCACUCCACUGCUCCUUUAUUCCAAAGUCAAGGCUAGAGGAAAUGCAGGUUUCUCUGUAUAAAGGUUUGCGUGGCCAGGAGAAGAUCUGCAGCGUUUUUGUCAACCUCUCUGAGCCCUACUUUACAACAGAUGGCACAGUUAAUUGCAGAGGGAAUAUUAGCUCUGGAAGAGUGGAUAUGAUCAUCACUGGACUCAGAGGGGAAGACACAGACCUCUAUCGUUGUGAGAUCGAGAUUCUCUUCCCACCUCCAUAUCUCAGAGGGGUUGGGAACGGCACUGUUGUUUACAUACAAGAAACCCCAAACUGCCCCACUGCAUCCACCUUGAGCCAGAGUCAAAGCCAGAAGCAGACAUCCGAGCGGGAAUCCGUCAAAAAUGAUGUGGGCCCACUUCCACUGCUAUAUGCCAUUCUAAUCAUCACUUCCUGCAGCUUUAUUCUACAGAUGAUCAUCUGCAAAUGGAGGGCUCCUUCGUCUAUGGCACCAAUGCUUUCACAAAAAGAGAGCUAUAUGAAAUUCUAGGGGGGCAAUCUCCCCAUUUACAUGUACUCACAUGUAUUCUCACCUGCAUGUACCUGCAUGUCAUUUUCUCCUGCAUGUAUUUACAUGUAUUUUUUUACUGCAUGUAUUGGCAUGUACUCACUGUAUUUUACAGUUCCAUGUAUGUAUUCUCACCUGCAUGUAUUCACAUGUAUUUACAUUACAUUUGAACAUUGUUUUUUUUCUUUCAUUUUAUUAAUGAAAUAAACAUAUUUGUUUUAAAACAAAAAUAA
This is a messenger RNA of Ctenopharyngodon idella (grass carp), 1221 nucleotides long. RefSeq names its product cytotoxic T-lymphocyte protein 4. Gene Ontology annotation, cellular component: external side of plasma membrane. The coding region runs from base 347 to 970 and encodes 207 amino acids. The transcript is spliced from 4 exons. The record is from RefSeq and is a predicted model, not a curated record. Lineage: Eukaryota; Metazoa; Chordata; Actinopteri; Cypriniformes; Xenocyprididae. Gene Ontology annotation, biological process: T cell receptor signaling pathway; regulation of T cell proliferation.